Messenger RNA from Cloeon dipterum, 1574 nucleotides. RefSeq names its product Argininosuccinate lyase (gene Argl). Gene Ontology annotation, molecular function: argininosuccinate lyase activity. The record is from RefSeq and is a predicted model, not a curated record. The transcript has 11 exons. The coding region runs from base 102 to 1505 and encodes 467 amino acids. NCBI's taxonomy places the organism in Eukaryota, Metazoa, Arthropoda, Insecta, Ephemeroptera, Baetidae. Gene Ontology annotation, cellular component: cytosol.
ACCUUUUCAUUCUUAUCAAAAAAGUGGAGAUAGAGAGAGAGAAACGAGAAAAUAGUGUACCCGUAAUUCAAGCGUCUCGAAUCUCUUUAAAAUUCAAGAAAAUGUCCAGCAAAAAUCCUGCAAGCGGCAAAGAGGAGAGACUGUGGGGCGGUCGUUUUGACAGCGGCAAAGUCCACGAGUGCUUGGAGAAGAUCAACAAGUCAAUCGACAUUGACCAGCGCCUCCAUAAGCAGGAUAUUGAGGCGAGUGUGGCUUAUGCCAAUGGGCUUAGAGACGCGGGGAUCUUGACCAAGGACGAGACGGAACUUUUAAUAUCUGGCCUUGAACAGAUUGAAGUGGAGCGUGCCUCAGGUACGUUUGAGUUGAUUGAGUCGGAUGAGGAUAUCCACACGGCAGUGGAGCGGCGGCUGCGGCGGCUGGUGGGCCCGGUGGCUGGCAAGUUGCACACAGGCCGCAGCCGCAACGACCAGGUGGCCACGGACACCAAACUUUGGCUCAGCGACGCGUGCAAACCUCUCGCGGACAACCUGGUCCACCUAAUCAAACGAAUGGCCGAUAGAGCUGAGCAAGAGGUCGACGUCCUCAUGCCAGGGUACACGCACUUGCAGAAGGCACAGCCCGUCAGGUGGAGUCAGUGGAUGCUCAGUCACGCGUGGGCUUUGGACGCCGACAGGAUGCGACUUGCCCAAUUGGCAGAGAGGACAAUGAGCCAGUGCCCAUUGGGAAGCGGCGCCCUAGCCGGUACGCCACUGGCGCUAGACAGGGAAAAGGUCGCAAGGGCCCUUAACUUCACAGGAAUCACUCACAACAGCAUGCACGCCGUAGCAGACAGGGACUUCGUUGCGGAGUUCACCUUCUGGUGCGCCCUGACCGGAGUGCAUCUCUCGCGGCUGGCUGAGGAUCUGCUGCUGCACUGCUCAAUCGGCUUCGUUCAAAUGGGUCCUGGUCUCAGUACAGGCAGCAGUCUGAUGCCACACAAAAGCAACCCUGACGGGGUGGAGCUCGUUAGGGCCAAAGGAGCCACCUUGACGGGAAUGUGUACGUCGAUGUUGGCGUUGCUAAAGGGCCUUCCAUCCACCUACAAUAAGGACUUGCAGCUGGACAAGUCCAUCCUCUUCCAGGCUUACGACGACCUUAAUUUGGCACUUGAACUGACCUUUGCAGUUAUCGACACUCUUUGGGUGAACAGCAAAAAGUGUGUUGAUGAACUCGAGCCGAGCAUGCUGGCCACUGACUUGGCUUAUUAUUUAGUUCACAAAGGCGUCCCAUUUAGAGAAGCCCACCACAAGGUUGGCGAGGUCGUCAAACUAGCCGAGAAAAAAGGGAUAGAAAUCAGUGGCGUUUCUCUAAAAGAGUUGCAAGAAAUAUGUGUUGAAUUUGACGAAGACGUUCAAAAAGUUUGGAGCUUUGAAUCAAGUGUGGAGCAGUACCAAGCAUACGGCGGCACCAGCAAGGCCAGUGUUAAGAAGCAAAUCAACGCAAUUAAACAAAUAAAUCUUGUGUAAUUUAUUAAGAGUAAAUAAAAAAUAGUCAGUGUGUUUAGGUUGAUUUUAGACCACUUCAGGUCAGCUACA